This is a messenger RNA of Rhopalosiphum maidis (corn leaf aphid), 1386 nucleotides long. Its product is annotated as ATP-dependent RNA helicase vasa-like. The transcript is spliced from 8 exons. NCBI's taxonomy places the organism in Eukaryota, Metazoa, Arthropoda, Insecta, Hemiptera, Aphididae. Gene Ontology annotation, biological process: gamete generation; cell differentiation. Gene Ontology annotation, cellular component: nucleus; P granule. Bases 1 to 1386 code for a protein of 461 amino acids. Gene Ontology annotation, molecular function: ATP binding; RNA helicase activity; RNA binding. The record is from RefSeq and is a predicted model, not a curated record.
AUGGAUCAAUGCAUAGAUGAUGAAUCUAUUUUUGAUGAUGCAUUCAAUUCGAACAUAAAGUUCGAAAAAUGUAAUGGUACCGAAGUAAAGGUGAAUGGUAAAAAUAUACCCGAAGCAAUUAAAACUUUUACAUUAAUUGAGGAUAUACCAGAAAUAUUAUUAAGAAAUAUUAAAAAGAAAAAAUUUACACGACCUACUCCAAUUCAAAAAUAUUCUAUUCCAAUCAUUUUAUCUGGUAGAGAUUUGAUGGCCACUGCACAAACUGGUUCAGGAAAAACGAUUGCUUUUGUCAUACCAAUCAUACAAAAAUUGAUCAUGGACCCAGUAACAUUAGUAAAAGAUAGAAAUCAUUGUGAACCCCAAGUAAUCAUAAUAGUACCUACGAGAGAAUUGGCUGUUCAAAUGAAAAUUACUAUAUCAAGAUUAACAAGGAAUACAGGAAUUUUUUCGUUUGCUUGUUAUGGUGGUAUUAAAGUCUCUUAUCAAAAAGAUCAAAUUCUUAGAGGUUGUCACAUACUUGUAGCCACGAUUGGUAGAUUAAAGUCGUUUGUUCAGCAUGGGGUCAUAACAUUUUCUUCAGUGAGAAUUUUUGUUUUGAAUGAAGUUGAUAGGAUGUUAUAUGACGACAUGAAAUCAGAGAUUGAUUGUAUUUUAAAUCAUUUUUCAAUGCCACCUGUCAUGAAUAGACAGACAAUUAUGAUGUCAGCAACUUUACCAGAAAAGACUCGGCAUUUGGCACAAUUUUAUUUAAAGAAAGAUUAUUUAUUAUUGACAGUUGGUAUUGUUAGUAGCACUUCAAUGAAUAUAAAACAAACCUUUUACAUGGUUAAUAAAUUUGAAAAACGUAACAUGUUAACUGAAAUUUUGAAAAAAGAUUCAGCAGGAACUAUAGUAUUUGUAAAACGUAAAUGGGUAGUAGACUAUCUUGUCACAUACCUAAAUAAAAAUAAUAUACCAUCAGUACCUUUACAUAGUAAUCAUUUACAACAUCACAGAAAAAUUGCAUUAAAUAAUUUUCAUGACAAAAAGACGAAUGUACUUGUGGCCACAGAUUUAGCUUCAAGAGGUUUAGAUUUUAAAUGUGUGAACCAUGUAAUUAAUUUUGAUAUGCCACCAAAAAUUGAAGAGUAUGUACAAAGAAUUGGACGUAAAGGUAAACCGGCAACUCAAGCAAUUUCUACUUCUUUCUUUGAUCCUAAUGAAGAUUAUUCAUUGGUAGUACCGCUUAUAAAAACUCUAGCAUUGGCAAAUCAAGAAAUACCGGAUUGGUUAGUAAAACUAAGACAGGAUGCCAAAUGUAAUGAUGCUAAUAAUGUUUUAGAUCAAUUUGUAGGCUUAGAUAUAAGACAUGUAAACAAUUCAAAUGAUGACUGCGAAGAAUGGUAA